AUGCUAAGUGCUAAGAAAUUUCUUUUAUUGUUGAAUGCGAUAAGAGAAGUAUAUAUAGUUGGUUAUUGGCCACCAGGAUGUACCAAUAAUUUUCAAGCUAUACUCGAUCUACAAUUAACUGAUUAUUCUCAAAAAAUGGAAUUUUCAUUUUCAUUUGUCAAAUUCAAAAAUUAUUUUUGCAAUUAUUCUGAUCAUGUUGAGCGGUGAUCGUAUGGUUAUCAUAAUGGAAAAGUUGUGAAAUGUGCCAAAUGGAGUGAAGUAGUGAAACGCUUACAGGAAAUUGCAACUUGGAAAACGGGAGAAACGCUUUGGUUCUUUCCUGAUGAAUAUUUUGACCACAAUUAUUGUCGUAGCUUAAAUAUGUUUCGUAGCAAAAAAUUACAUGCAACACAUUCCUUGGAAAUUGCUGGCUCUAUGAGAACUUAUAAGGGGCCAUGGUGUUAUCGAAAGAACGAUAAACCAAGCAAAAACAUCGAUCAGAUAGUGCAAAAUGAAACAGAAGUUGAAAUUGGUCAGUCAGAUAUUCAAAAUGACUCACUAAUUUUCCAAAAUUAA
This is a messenger RNA of Dracunculus medinensis (Guinea worm), 555 nucleotides long. The record is from the annotation of a GenBank genome assembly. NCBI's taxonomy places the organism in Eukaryota, Metazoa, Nematoda, Chromadorea, Rhabditida, Dracunculidae.